CGCGCUGUAAGCGUAGCCGAGCGUCCAGGCGCGGGCUGCAGGGGCCGAGCAGCAGCAGCGACUACCCCUAACAGCGGCGAGCGAGGGUGCUACGCAGGGCCGCGGGCUGAACUGGCUAGGGGCGGUCGGUUCCCCGGCACUUCAGAGAAUACGGCCUUCUCCUGAGUUGGGUCUCCUGGCAGUGGGAGCGGACUCCGCUCGCGCCCCCUCAGCCUCCGGCCUUCAAGCGGCUGAGGGCGGCCUACGUGCUAGCCGGCGCCCGCGUGCAGCCUGUGCCCUGCUGGAAUUCUGCCGUCCCGCCGUGGCCCGUGGUUCUGCCCGCUGGUUGCUGCAGCUAUGCUGCCCGCCGGCGCAGGGAAGAAGGGGGCGGGGAGAAGUCCUGGCACAUGCCAGGGUCGCCGUAGGUGUCGGUGGCCAGCGCAUGCGCGCCGUCUCCCAGAAGCCUGGAACGCGGAGGGGCGCGCGCCCGCUCACGCUGGCCGCGGCUUCCCCGCCUGCGCUUGUUGUCAGAGCCGCUCCGGCGCGUGCGCGCCUUAUCUCCGGCUGACCCGAGUGGCCGGUUCCCUCGGCUCCAGGCCCACCCCGCCCGCCCCCGCCCGCCCCCGCCCGGCCCCCAGCCAACCCGUCCCCUUCCUCUCUCCGCGGAAUGGGGCCGGCGCUGCUCGGGGUCGCGCGCCCUGGACCCGGCUCGCGCUCGGUCUCGCGCUGUCAGCUACUGCCCGGCUCGCGCCGCCUCGCGCUCUCCCUCAGUCAGUGGCGCCGAAGGCUCCGUUAAGCAGCGGCUGCGGUUCCUGUUUCCGUUCCUUCCUCUCCUUUCAGUCGGGAGUAGCAUCCUCCACCCAGCCACCCCUCCCACUUCCCCGGCGUGGGGCAGCUGCUGCUGAGGGCUGUGGCGGUGGCGACGGCGGACGGCGGAGACCGCCUCUGCUCCCGCCUCCGGUUGCUGCUUUUGCUCAGAGGGUACCCAUGACCCUGAUUGUGUUUUCAUUCAAGAUAAAGUGAUUUAUUGCCUUUACUGGUUAACUGAACAAAUUUAGGACCUGAGAUUCUACAUUUCCAACAAGCUCCUUAAGGGAGGCUGAAGAUGUUGGUUCCUCUACCAAACUUUCUUCUUCCUUCCCUGCUUUGAGAACCACUGGUUAGCCUUGGAUCCAUUGUUGUACACGACUUUGGAUGGCCGAGUGGAUCUUGCUGCGUUGCCUGGAUUAUUAGAGUGCAGUGGCAUCAUCAUAAUUCACUACAACCUCAAACUCCUGGGCUCAAGUGAUCCUCCUGCCUCAGCCUCCUGAAUACCUGGAACCAAAGCAUGUAGAGUCCAUGAAGCACAGGACAGUAAAGCUUCCUACUCAUAUCACCAAAAGGAUCUCUUUGAAAGAUUUGCCACAGUACUAUCAGAAUAAUUUGAAGCUUCAUGUGUUCACCAACAGAAGUCUGUGACCUGGGCACUAACUAGAAACAGCGUUACAAUGUUUUCAAUUAUUUGAGCUCCAGGAAUCCAGGGGAGUGAGUUGAAAAUCUGAAAAUGCGGCCAUGGACAGGUUCCUGGCGUUGGAUUAUGCUCAUUCUUUUUGCCUGGGGGACUUUGCUAUUUUAUAUAGGUGGUCACUUGGUACGAGAUAAUGACCACCCUGAUCACUCUAGCCGAGAACUGUCCAAGAUUCUGGCAAAGCUGGAACGCUUAAAACAGCAGAAUGAAGACUUAAGACGAAUGGCUGAAUCUCUCCGAAUACCAGAAGGCCCCAUUGAUCAGGGACCAGCUACAGGAAGAGUACGUGUUUUAGAAGAGCAACUUGUUAAGGCCAAAGAACAGAUUGAAAAUUACAAGAAACAAACCAGAAAUGGUUUGGGGAAGGAUCAUGAAAUCCUGAGGAGGAGGAUAGAAAAUGGAGCUAAAGAGCUCUGGUUUUUCCUACAAAGUGAACUAAAGAAAUUAAAGAACUUAGAAGGAAAUGAACUCCAAAGACAUGCAGAUGAAUUUCUUUUGGAUUUGGGACAUCAUGAAAGGUCUAUAAUGACAGAUCUAUACUACCUCAGUCAGACAGACGGAGCAGGUGAUUGGCGGGAAAAAGAGGCCAAAGAUCUGACAGAUCUCGUCCAGCGGAGGAUAACAUAUCUUCAGAAUCCCAAGGACUGCAGCAAAGCCAAGAAACUGGUGUGUAAUAUCAACAAAGGCUGUGGCUAUGGCUGUCAGCUCCAUCAUGUGGUCUACUGCUUCAUGAUUGCAUAUGGCACGCAGCGAACACUCAUCUUGGAAUCUCAAAAUUGGCGCUAUGCCACUGGUGGAUGGGAGACUGUGUUCAGACCUGUAAGUGAGACAUGCACAGACAGAUCUGGCGUCUCCACUGGACACUGGUCAGGUGAAAUGAAGGACAAAACUGUUCAAGUGGUUGAGCUCCCCAUUGUAGACAGUCUCCAUCCGCGUCCUCCAUAUUUACCCUUGGCUGUACCAGAAGACCUCGCAGAUCGACUUGUACGUGUCCAUGGUGAUCCUGCAGUGUGGUGGGUGUCUCAGUUUGUCAAAUAUUUGAUCCGCCCACAACCUUGGCUAGAAAAAGAAAUUGAAGAGGCUACUAAGAAGCUUGGCUUCAAACAUCCAGUUAUUGGAGUCCAUGUUAGACGCACAGACAAAGUGGGAACAGAAGCUGCCUUCCAUCCCAUUGAGGAGUAUAUGGUACAUGUUGAAGAACAUUUUCAGCUUCUCGCACGAAGGAUGCAAGUGGACAAAAAAAGAGUGUAUUUGGCCACAGAUGACCCUUCUCUAUUAAAGGAGGCAAAAACAAAGUACCCCAAUUAUGAAUUUAUCAGUGAUAAUUCUAUCUCCUGGUCAGCUGGACUACAUAAUCGAUACACAGAAAAUUCACUUCGGGGUGUGAUCCUGGAUAUACAUUUUCUCUCUCAGGCAGACUUCUUAGUGUGUACUUUUUCAUCUCAGGUCUGUCGAGUUGCUUAUGAAAUCAUGCAAACAUUGCAUCCUGAUGCCUCUGCAAACUUCCAUUCUUUAGAUGAUAUCUACUAUUUUGGAGGCCAAAAUGCUCACAACCAGAUUGCCAUUUAUCCUCAUCAACCUCGAACUUCAGAUGAAAUCCCCAUGGAACCUGGAGAUAUUAUUGGUGUGGCUGGAAAUCAUUGGGAUGGCUAUUCUAAAGGUAUCAACAGAAAACUGGGAAGGACGGGCCUAUAUCCCUCCUACAAAGUCCGAGAGAAGAUAGAAACAGUCAAGUACCCCACAUAUCCUGAGGCUGAGAAAUAAAGUUCAAAUGGAAGACAUGGACACCUAACUGAGUUCAAACUAUUUGAGCCAAACAGUGGAUGAAGAGGGUCCUAAUCUAAUAUCAUACGGUUAAAUGAGUACACACCUUCAGCACCAAGAGCAGCGGAGGCUUCAGUGGUGGAAUUCCUCUUUAACAAGAGCUGCAAUGCCCUUGAACCCAUGCACAGUACAAUAAUGUACUCACAUACAACAUGCAAACAGGUUGUUUUCUACUUUGCCCCUUCUUUCAAUUUUACGUCCUCAUGAAACAAACACUGCCACAUUGUGUAAAUUAAGUGACACAGAUGUUUUGUGUGAGACUUCAAAACAUGGUGCCUAUAUCCGAGAGACCUUUGUGACCUAUUGUGAAGUCCAGAACAGCUCCCUACAGUGGGGAAUUUGAUUCUUAGUCAGUGUUGGUAUUGUGACCACUGAAUUCACUCCAACCAACAAAUGCAGAAGGAGAAUGGAUGCUCUUCCCUUUAUAAGGUUGUCUGGAUUUUUUUUUUUAAGUAAUUGCAUCAGUUCAUCCACCUCAUCAUUAAUAAGUAAAGGAUACAUCAGAAAAUAAAAUAUUCACUCUCCAUUAGAAACUUUUGUAAAACAAUGCCAUGAACAAAUUCUUUAGUACGCAAUGUUUCUGGAAAUUCUCUUUGAUAACAAAAAAUAAAUUUUAAAAAAGAACUUUGUAAAGUUUCUAUA
This is a messenger RNA of Nycticebus coucang (slow loris), 3952 nucleotides long. It is a transcript of the gene FUT8, whose product is annotated as fucosyltransferase 8. Lineage: Eukaryota; Metazoa; Chordata; Mammalia; Primates; Lorisidae. Gene Ontology annotation, molecular function: protein binding; glycoprotein 6-alpha-L-fucosyltransferase activity. The transcript is spliced from 13 exons. Gene Ontology annotation, cellular component: Golgi cisterna membrane. The coding region runs from base 1523 to 3250 and encodes 575 amino acids. Gene Ontology annotation, biological process: protein N-linked glycosylation. The record is from RefSeq and is a predicted model, not a curated record.